Messenger RNA from Fundulus heteroclitus (mummichog), 3504 nucleotides. RefSeq names its product ubiquitin interaction motif containing 1 (gene uimc1). Gene Ontology annotation, biological process: positive regulation of DNA repair; double-strand break repair. Gene Ontology annotation, cellular component: BRCA1-A complex. Gene Ontology annotation, molecular function: K63-linked polyubiquitin modification-dependent protein binding; histone binding. NCBI's taxonomy places the organism in Eukaryota, Metazoa, Chordata, Actinopteri, Cyprinodontiformes, Fundulidae. The record is from RefSeq and is a predicted model, not a curated record. The transcript has 23 exons. Bases 136 to 3210 code for a protein of 1024 amino acids.
GGAACGUGACUUACGUCUGACGUAGUCGUCACGUGGUAGCGUGAACAGAAACAAACAUGGCGCCGCGAAAGUGAGGAAAAAAAAUCUGCUGCCCCUCCUGACAGUCAGCGCUCAGGGCUCUAUGAUUCUUCACAGAUGAGAGGAAGACGAGGACACUCUUCAUCAUCAGCAACUCGGCAGCAGAGCAGGAUGGCCCUGAGGAAGCAGCUGAUCCAGAACAUCUCCCCUGAUAGCCAACAACAAGAGGACAACACACAGGAGGACGGAGCUUCUGCUGACACAGAUAACACACAGGAUGAGCUCUCAUCUUUACUUUGGUCAACGUCAUCAGCACAAGAAAAUCGGCAGAAAGAGGGGGAGAUCCACUCCAAACGGAAAGAGAUGACCGAGGAGGAGAUGAUGGACCUGGCCGUGCGACUGAGCAGACAGGAAGCCAGCAAUACAGCACUGAAAAAGCAGCAGGAGAAUGAGGAUCUGAUGAAAGCCAUCCAGGAGAGCAUGGUCAACCAGGCACCAGCUUGUCUGAACUCUCCAAGUAAACCUCAGCUUGAUGGCGCCCCCGUAAGUGCCGGCUCCCGACGGAAACUCGCAUACUCCAACGGAGGGAAGGUGCCAGAGGAGGACUACACAUCAGAGGGUGACAUGAACUCAGGACAUGAAACUGUUGGCAGGAGUAAAAAGCGGAAAAGGGACACAGGCAGUCCUCUGCUGGAGAUGCCAGAUUUGUCACAGACUCAGAAGAUCUCAUCUCGGCGUUCUCCCUGCAGCCCUGAAUCGUUCCCAUCUCUUCUGGACUCUCCACAGAGCUCCGACUCGACACAUAUCGAUGACUCCCAGGCUCAGCUGUCUCCAGUUUUCCCGCUGACCGGCUCCAAAGCGGAGGUCCGUGUAUACCGACUCAACCAGGAUCUAGUGGAAACCUGCAAGAGCUCCGGGUUUGUCUUGUGUUCUCAGGACAGUUUGACUUUGACUCAAAAUUCUGCUCAGCCCAGAAGCCCCAUAUUUCCCCAGAGUAACCGGGUGUCCUGUCCCAAAAGUCCUGUGUUCCCAGAAGAUGACAAGGGACAUGAAAGACAGUCGCAGUGGAGCCCCAAGAUUGUUGGGAGUCCAGUUGUCAGCAGGACUGCUGAGUGUGAAAUCUCUGCAGGGGCCUCUAAACAACCUCCCUGUGAAAACGCAGAGUUUUGCUUCUCCUCUCAGGAGAGUUUAAACCCCACGGUGGGGUCUUCACUCACCCAGAGCCCAGUCUUCCCUAAAAGUCCCUCAGAUCAGUCGUUGCUCCAUAAAGACCCCGACCGAGGACAGGUGGAGCAGAGCGAUGAACGCUCAGGGAGCCCCGCGUUCGGUUUGACUGAACCACAGAGGACUGACCAGCCGGAAAACCCCACAGAGCUCCGAGCUUCUGAGCACGACCACAGUGCCCCCGACUGUAGGAAGGGCACAAAGUGCGACGGCUGUCAAACUGCUGAGCGCAACAAACAUUCAUCUAAGUCAGAAGAGCUGAAUGAAAAACCUGAGGGCUGUAACUCUGCAGAGACCGAGCCGACGAGUGACACGACGCCGGUGUGGUCAGAUCAGGAUAAAGAUGACGUUACGCCAGCUGGUCCUCCUAGCCCGGUCUUCCCUGAAGAGAAAGCCGUUGUGCCGGGACUCAGCCAGCCUGGAUCCUCCCCGAAUCACUUGUCAGCAGAUUCCCAAGAACCAGCUGGGCCAGACUGCAGCCUGAAAUCCCAGGAAGGUGAUCCAGGCUGCGACAAACAUGUAUCAUCUGGAACCGUUUCUUCUUCUACGCCCACCAGCCGGCAGCAGGUUCACAGCCCGGGGCAGGAGCUCCAUCCUGGGAGCAGACAGGAGGGUGCCUGCAGGGGCUCAUCCCAACCCGGGGAACCGUCCGACAGCCAGACGAUUCAUUACUACUGGGGGGUUCCCUUCUGUCCAAGAGGCCUGGACCCAGACACAUACACCCAGGUGAUCGUGGCUCAGAUGGAGGUUUAUGAGAAGAGCCUGAAACAGGCUCAGAGGGGCCUGCUGAGGAAGGCUGAAUGGGGGGAGGCCGUCCAGCCGCAGCCAGAGAAGUCCCCGUCUCCAGAGCCACCAGCCGAAUCAUCUCAGGCUUGCGUUCCUCGAAGGAGAGGCCUCAGACUGAGAGGCAGCAAACGGAGCAAAGCUGCUGAUUUUCUUCCAGAUGAGGAGGAGGAGAAGAAAGACGAAGAGCAGCAGCAAGAAAAGGAAGAGGAGAAGGAGGGCGAUCAAGUACAGACAGAUACUGACGACUGUGAGGUUUGUCCAGAAACUCAACUGAGCGACAACGGCAGCACAAAAUUCCUUAGCUUGGACGCUGAUGCUGAAACAAAGCCUCAACAGAAAGGUCCUGAACUGCCUGAGAUUACGAUGAUUCUCAGAGACGAUUCUCCGACCAGAGGCGAGCCGCAGGAGCUGGAGCAAAGAAUAAAAACCACGGCAGAUUCAAAGACGAAGGAGGAUGUUUCAGGCUGCAGGGAAGAUGCUGGAGGACAGCCUGCAGGAGAGGUGGAGACCGUAAAGGAGAACAGGAGGGAUCCAGAUGUGGAGGAGAUGGAAAGCAGAGGUCUUCAAAGAUCAGACUCUCCUGAACUGGAAGCGGCCGUCGUCCCCCACAGCCCCGAAACCUCCGUCGACUGCCCCAUCUGUCAGGGCUCGUUUCCUGCCAGCGAGAUCGAGAUGCACGCGGCGUACUGUGAGGGAGAGGUGGCCAUGGUGAGCCAGAGGGGGCCUGAAAGCCAACAUUUCCAAGAUUCAGUGAAACCUCGCAGGAAGAGGAUGAGGAAAACAGAGGCAGCGUCAGAGGAAACAGCUCACCCUUCUGAUGACUGCAGGAGCCAGGAGAAAUGUUUCAUCUGUCAGAAAUCUGUUCCGCUAAAAGACUUUAGCCGACACACGGAGCUCUGCUUUCAGCGUGGGACAGCAAAGAGGGCAGCAAAGGGAAAUCUGCUGUCUGCUCUGGAGCGAACCGAGAGCAGGGACUCAGGUGCUGGACCGUCCGGAUCCAAAGUCCAACCAGAAGCGGUCAUCGAUCUGCGGGACGACGACGACGAUGAUGAAGAAGUUUCAGCGUACAGGAUCAGCGACUCUCCCAUCAGGUCAUUCACUCCCAUCUCUGAGGCCACUGGAUGCCUUAUCGACUUCAGGAAACAGCAGCGCACCAAGAAGCCGAGUCAAAGACGAAGAUGACGUCGUGAAGGGAUGAGAUGAAGCCUUCAAGAUGUUUAUUUAAACAAACCGAGCACUUGAACAUUUUAGAGGAAACUUGUCUUUGACUCUGUUGAAACCACUACCGGUGGCCGAUGUCAAACUACCUCCUCCUUUGUAUAAACAUUCCCUUUGUUACUGUAAUCCUGCUUUUAUUUACAUUUAAUGUCUUAAUCAAAGACAUCUGCUUUAAAAUAAAAUUUGGUUUUCUCUCUAAAACAGCCAGACGGGGCUGCAGUGCCUCCUACUGUCAGAAUAAAUUAUUACACACCUGCA